Messenger RNA from Arachis stenosperma, 776 nucleotides. RefSeq lists its product as uncharacterized. The record is from RefSeq and is a predicted model, not a curated record. Gene Ontology annotation, biological process: SCF-dependent proteasomal ubiquitin-dependent protein catabolic process. The coding region runs from base 168 to 665 and encodes 165 amino acids. The transcript is spliced from 3 exons. Gene Ontology annotation, molecular function: protein binding. Lineage: Eukaryota; Viridiplantae; Streptophyta; Magnoliopsida; Fabales; Fabaceae. Gene Ontology annotation, cellular component: SCF ubiquitin ligase complex.
GUUUCUUUCUUACUUAGAACUUAGAAGUUAGAAGUAACUAGAUUACACAAGAGACAUGGAUAGAUAGAUGAGUUUCAGUUUCAACCAACUCUUUGUGGCUGUGAUGAAAGUGAAAAGUUGAAACAAAACCCAGAGAGAGAGAGAGAGAGAGAGAGAGAGAGAGAGAGAUGGAGACUUUACCUCCCGAAAUCUGUCUCAAGGUAUUCUGUUUUCUGGAUCACCAACAUCUUGCUCUUGCUCAAUUAGUGUGCAGGAAGUGGAAGUUCAUCGCCUCCGACAACGAUCUAUGGUCUAAUCUUUUUAAGGAAAGAUGGGGAGGAAAUCAUGCUGCUUUCUAUGCUCCAAUCGGUUCAAAAUCUUGGAAGGAUGUAUAUGAGGUUCAAGACCGCUGCGAUCGAGUUGGAGUGGGUUUGAAGAUUAUUAGAGAAGGUAGCGACUACUAUCUUGUUCACCAAGGUGAGAUCCAGCGACAUCUGGGUUCAAGAAAGAAUCAAGAACAUGUUAAUGGACGCAGCAGCCACACUUUUUGUUCAGAAAAUGACUUCAUUGGAGAAGGUUCUCUGAUUCAAGAGAGAUCUCGCCGCGGAAUUCUGGACAAGAUCCUAUUCUUCAUUGGGGAUUUGGAAGUUGCUUCUGCUGGUGCAAAACGCAGGCGUCCACUCUGAAUAUCUUCAUUGCAAUAUUCAAUUUCACUGUAAAACUAUUCUAUAUGUAACCAUUAAUUUUAUGUAUAUAUAUUUAUGCACUUAUUAUUUGUACGAUAAAAAAUGUAUUCA